This is a messenger RNA of Phymastichus coffea, 1723 nucleotides long. It is a transcript of the gene Pgd, whose product is annotated as 6-phosphogluconate dehydrogenase, decarboxylating. The coding region runs from base 16 to 1464 and encodes 482 amino acids. Gene Ontology annotation, molecular function: NADP binding; phosphogluconate dehydrogenase (decarboxylating) activity. The record is from RefSeq and is a predicted model, not a curated record. Gene Ontology annotation, cellular component: cytosol. Lineage: Eukaryota; Metazoa; Arthropoda; Insecta; Hymenoptera; Eulophidae. The transcript is spliced from 5 exons. Gene Ontology annotation, biological process: pentose-phosphate shunt, oxidative branch; pentose-phosphate shunt.
UUCAAACGAAUCAAGAUGACUGAACCAGUAGCCGAUAUUGCUCUCAUCGGCUUAGCCGUGAUGGGUCAAAAUUUAAUUCUCAACAUGGACCAACACGGUUUCGUUGUGUGCGCUUUCAAUCGUAGCACAGACAAGGUCACCAAGUUCCUUGAAAACGAGGCUAAAGGCACAAAAGUCAUUGGUGCUUACAGCCUCGAAGAAAUGGUCAGUAAACUCAAGAAGCCAAGGCGUGUUAUUAUUCUUGUCAGAGCUGGAUUGGCGGUGGAUAGUUUCAUUGAAAAGCUCACGCCUCUGUUGUCGCCGGGAGAUAUUAUCAUUGACGGCGGUAAUUCAGAGUAUAAAGAUACCGAAAGGCGUACAAUAGAUUUAGAAUUAAGAAAUAUUCUAUUCGUUGGUUGUGGAGUUAGUGGUGGAGAGGAAGGGGCAAGGAAGGGGCCUUCUCUUAUGCCUGGAGGUAAUCCUAAAGCUUGGCCUCAUAUUAAACCUAUUUUCCAGGCUAUCUGUGCUAGGAUUGGCAAUGAACCCUGCUGUGACUGGGUAGGAGAAAAUGGAGCAGGACAUUUUGUCAAAAUGGUUCACAAUGGCAUUGAAUACGGAGAUAUGCAAUUAAUCUGUGAGGCAUAUCAUCUGAUGCGUGAUGGUAUGCAAUUGAAUGAGGAAGAAAUGAGCAAUACGUUUAAAAACUGGAACAAGGGAGAGUUGAACUCAUUCCUUAUUGAAAUUACUAGUAAUAUUCUGGAGUAUCAAGAUAAGAACGGAUUCUUGUUGGAGAGAAUUAGGGAUACAGCAGGUCAAAAGGGCACAGGAAAGUGGACUGCAAUUGCAGCUUUGGACUAUGGUGUGCCUGUUACUCUAAUUGGAGAAUCAGUAUUUGCUAGAUAUCUUUCAGCUCUCAAAUGUGAGAGAACAACAGCUAGUUCGGUUCUUCCUGGACCUAAAUUAAAAUACCAAGGUGACCAAAAGCAAUUGUUGGAAUAUCUUAGGAGGGCCCUCUAUGCUUGCAAAAUUAUUUCAUAUGCUCAGGGUUUUAUGCUUCUGAGCGGAGCUGCCAAAGUUCACAAUUGGAACUUGAACUAUGGUGCCAUUGCACUAAUGUGGAGAGGAGGUUGUAUCAUUCGAAGUGCAUUCCUUGGCAACAUCAAACAAGCCUUUGAAAAAAAUCCCAAACUGACAAAUCUACUAUUAGACGACUUCUUCACUAAAGCGAUGCUCCACUGUCAGGAGAGUAUACGUAUGGUCGUCAGCAUAGCUAUAAAGCUUGGUAUACCAACGCCAGCAAUGUCAGCGGCAUUGUCUUUCUAUGAUGGUUAUCGAACAAAAAAUUUGCCAGCAAAUCUUCUUCAAGCGCAACGUGACUACUUCGGUGCACACACCUAUGAAAUUCUCGGUCAGGAAGGCACGUUCGUACACACCAAUUGGACUGGCCAUGGUGGCAAUGUAUCCGCGUCAACUUACGAUGCUUGAUGACGAACGUCGAAUAAUUUGUUGAUUGUUUGUUUGAUUUACACACAUGUCAUACAUUCGCUCUCUAUGCACAUGAUUGAGCUAUAGAGCUAUAUAUAUAUAUAUAUAGGUGAUAGAAUUAUCGUGAUCGUACAUCUUAUAAUUCUUCCUCCGAUACGGAUAUGCGCAUUUAUUAUGGAUAUUACUAUUAUGUAAUUAAUUAUCAGUUUUUGAUAGGAAAUUAUAUUUAUUAGAUUCGUAAGUAACGGUAUUUCAUUCA